Molecule: messenger RNA, 1247 nt
Organism: Capsella rubella
Lineage: Eukaryota; Viridiplantae; Streptophyta; Magnoliopsida; Brassicales; Brassicaceae
Product: ribosomal L1 domain-containing protein 1
Exons: 1
Coding region: 5-1147 (380 amino acids)
Cellular component (GO): 90S preribosome
Source: RefSeq, a predicted model, not a curated record
ACCAAUGACGACCGCAGCUCAGUCGCAAGCGCCGGUAACGUCAAUAGUGAGCCCCAAGACUGUGAACAGUGCAAUUAAGGCUCUGUUCGAAAUUAGAAACAAAAAAUCGAAAACGGAGAAGCCACAGCUUCCAGAGGAAGACGAAUCCGUAUACCUAACCGUAUCCCUGGAUAAGAUUCCAGAGACGCAUCGUACGUGCACUUACCGAAUCGCUCUUCCGCAUCCGCUAAUCAACACUACCGAAGACUCCCCGGAGCUCUGUCUCAUCAUCCACGACAAACCUAAAUAUGGUCUCACUAGGGACGAUGUGGUGAAGAAGAUUAAAUCCGAGAACAUACCCAUCACUAAAGUUCUUACGCUAUCGAUGCUGAAAUCGGAACCGAAACGGAAGCUAUGCGAUUCCUACGAGAGGUUUUUCACUGAUCGGAGAAUGACUCCUUUGUUGCCGAGAUCGGUUGGGAAGAAUUUCUUUGGUAGUAAGAAGAUUCCUGUGGCGAUUGAUUUGAAGCGUAGGAAUUGGAAAGAGCAGAUUGAGAAAUCUUGUCGAACUGCUAUGUUCUUCAUCAGGACUGGGACUUGUAGUGUCAUCCAUGUCGGGAAGUUGUCCAUGGGAAGAGAUGAAAUCGUCGAGAAUGUGAUGGCCACUUUGAGUGGAGUAGUUGAUGUUUUGCCUGAUAAGUGGAAAUACAUUAGAUCCUUUCGUGUCAAGUUAUCUGAGAGUUUUGCAUACCCUAUUUAUCAGACUGUGCCAGCUGACUUGGACCCCAAGAUUGAUCCUUUUGCUGUUAAAGAUGCUAAGAAUGGUCAAGUAUUAGUUCAAAGUGAGAAUGUUGAUGAUACUAGUAAGAGUGUCAAGACAAAGAAGAAGAAGAAAGGGAGGAUCCAUGAUGAGGUUAGAUAUAAUGAAUCUGAGAUUCUUGGUGACGACGAAAUCCAAAUGAAUUUGGAAUAUGAGGUUGAUGGUGAUCUCAAUGGUUCUGGCGAUACAAAGAAGAGGAAGACGUCUGCAGAGAGUGAGAAACUAGUGAAGGAAUCAAAGCUAAAGAAUGUGUUCAAGGUUAAAAAGCUAGAGAAUGGUAGUGAUGAGGCUGGUGGUGGAUUGAAAGCAAAGACUAAGAAGAGUAAAAGACUAAGAAGUAUUGAUUAAGUAUUUUCUUCUUUCUGCUUGAGUGAUUUUUGGGUACUGCUUAUGAUUAUUUAUUAUUCUGAUACGUUUAGGCUUUUUGUAGUCGAUUACUACUUCAUUA